Trematomus bernacchii (emerald rockcod) is the source of this 3451-nucleotide messenger RNA. RefSeq names its product BAR/IMD domain containing adaptor protein 2b (gene baiap2b). Gene Ontology annotation, cellular component: nucleoplasm; cytosol. Lineage: Eukaryota; Metazoa; Chordata; Actinopteri; Perciformes; Nototheniidae. The record is from RefSeq and is a predicted model, not a curated record. The transcript is spliced from 16 exons. Gene Ontology annotation, molecular function: cytoskeletal adaptor activity; protein binding. The coding region runs from base 187 to 1812 and encodes 541 amino acids. Gene Ontology annotation, biological process: plasma membrane organization; actin filament bundle assembly; positive regulation of actin filament polymerization.
CGGAGGGGAGCCGUGUGGGCGCCGCGGAGGACUUUCCUAUAAAAGCAGGGAUCCCACAGCCAACCGAGCUUGUCUCUCUGUCACAGGCAAGACAAGAGCCGCGAGUCCCCGCCUGCAGCUGUGUUAUUUCUCCCGCCACAGCCCGGAAAAGCAUCCCGACCUCACCUAAAAGGAAAGCUUUAGUCUAUGGUUCUGACUGACGCUCCAACAAGGAUGUCCCGGACCGACGAGGUGCACCGUAUAACGGAGAAUGUCUACAAGUCCAUCAUGGAGCAGUUCAACCCCUGCUUACGGAACUUCAUAGCCAUGGGGAAGAGCUACGAGAAGGCGCUGACCAGUGUCACAUUUGCUGCAAAGGGCUACUUCGACGCUCUGGUGCGGAUGGGCGAGAUGGCCAGCGAAAGUCAAGGCUCUAAGGAUCUUGAGGAGGCAGCAUGGGAGGUGCUCUUUCAGAUGGCUGAAGUGCACCGACAGAUCCAGAUCCAGCUCGAGGAGAUGCUGAAGUCUUUCCACAACGAGCUGCUCACAGAGCUGGAGAAGAAGGUGGAGCUGGACGCUCGCUACCUGAACGCCGCGCUGAAGAAGUACCAGACGGAGCACAAGAGCAAAGGGGAGAGUUUGGAGAAGUGCCAGGCGGAGCUGAAAAAACUGCGCAGAAAGAGCCAGGGCAGCAAGCACCCCUCCAAGUAUGGAGACAAGGAGAUGCAGUAUGUGGAGGCCAUCAGCAAUAAGCAGAGCGAGCUGGACAACUGCAUCGCAGAGGGCUACAAGCACGCUCUGUCUGAGGAGAGGAGGAGGUACUGCUUCCUGGUGGACCGGCAGUGUGCCGUCGCCAAGAACAGCAGCGUCUACCACGGCAAGGGGAAGGAGCUUUUAACCCAGAAGAUCCCAGCGUGGCAGCAGGCGUGUGCCGAGCCCAACAAGCUGCCGGACCGGGCCAUGUUCCUGGCCCAGCAGAUGAGCGGGGUUGCGGGCGCCAUGGUUCCCAUCACACAUCAUCCAGGCAUGCCCCUCUCCGAGCCCCUCGCUGGGCCUAAACCCCUGCCAGUGCCCCCAGAGCUGGCCGCCCUCAGGGCCAGUGGAGGCAUGGGACAGCAGAGGCUGAUGGGAGGUGUGGACGGGGGGAUGCCGGUGGUGAACGGCACAGCGGGGGCUCACGGAGGGGAGGACUACCAGCAGUGGAUGGAGGGCAAGGUAGCCCAGGGGAAGGCCUCCCCCCAGACCCAGCGGCACGGGGGGGAGGUGUACUCCAACACCCUGCCUGUGCGCAAGGUCGCCCCCGCCAAGAGCAAGACCACCCUGACGGAGACCCGCACCCUGCCCCGGUCCAGCUCCAUGGCAGCGGGGCUGGAGAAGAACGGCAGGACCCGGGUCCAGGCCAUCUUCUCCCACACAGCCGGGGACAACAGCACCCUGCUCAGCUUCUUCGAGGGUGACGUGAUCACCCUGCUGGUCCCCGAGGCCCGGGACGGGUGGCACUACGGGGAGAACGAGAAGACCCGGAUGCGUGGCUGGUUUCCCUUCUCCUACACCUGCGUGAUCUCUGACGGGGACAGCAACUCCAUGAGGCAGCUCCGAGUACACAACCUCCACGGGAAGAGCAGCAGCACGGGGAACCUCCUGGAGAGAGAAGACAUGGCGGUCCCUGAUUACGGCGUCCACUCCCACAUGGCGGCACAGAGCGCUGCUGCGCUGCACGGCAGACAGCAACGCCCCUACAGUGUGGCCGUGCCAGGCUUCCCACAGCAAGGAGCUGAAGAGUACGAGCCCCGCUUCCCUACAAGUACCGGGCCAGAUUACGCUCGCUUUUGAGUGACCGAAACUCCUCUGAUGAUCCGCCCAUGGAGCCGCCUGUCGAGGCCCCAGCCAAACCGCCCCUUUCUGAUGAUGAGGAUGAAGUGGAAGUGGAGGAAGAGCUGCCUGAUGAAGCACACUACGACUCCUUGGAGAAGGCCUCCACCCCCCCGGUGGAGUACUGAGCCCUGCCUCAGGUUAAACUAGCUGCAGGUACAUCAAUGGUGCCCAACUGUAGCCCCUCGCCUCAGCUCUGAUUCAACCACAGAACUAAAUAGUGCUACUUUAAAAAAAAAAGAAAUUACUAUGACCAGCAAAUGAACGGCUCAAACAACAAAUCACAUGUACAGUUAUCUCUGUUUUAGUUGAGAGAUCAUGUGGUUAAAAGCUAGAAUUGAUUAAUAUUUGAUCUUCCAGCAAGGAAAGCACUUUAAAUUAAAAUGUUCCCUGAUUGUUAUCCUCUGAGUUGUAUUUCUGUAAAGGCAUCUGCUCACAUAUGGGUAAUAUAAUGGACAUCAUCGAAGUUAUUUCACUUUUUUAUUUUUGGAACAUACACAGAGUGUGUGGGGUGAUAGGAAAAUAAGUUUUCCAGCGUGGGCAACUUGGGUUCUUGGCUCAUUUGCAACGUAUCUCUACCUAAACACUGAUGACUGGCUCCUCUUGUAGACUCCAUGGAUCUGCAGUUGUUCUCUAAAGUCACGUGACAACAUCUCUGUGCUUUUUCAAAUGCAGCUUCCUCCCCUGCCUUGGCAACUGAAGGGCUUCAAUGUUACGCUUCACAUCUUGGCAGGUGUUUCACCUUUUUAGCCUCAACUGUUCACACUGCCUCCUCACAGGGCUAGCAUACCAACUGGUGUUGGUGCAGAGGUAUUGCACAUAUUAGUCUGGACCAAAGUGGAUCAUCUAAAAUGGAAGAGAUAAUCUGAAGCACAUAAGAGAUUGUAUACUAGCCAGAAAUCUCCAGUAUCUGUGGAAUAAUAUUGGGCUCAUUUAUGGCAUCAAAACUGAUAAGCACACUACUCAUAGUACUGUAUGUUUAACUAUUUGUAUACUCACAGGAAAUCUAUAUUCAUUAAUAACAUUAAUAAGCACUGCAGGUGUUUGUACCUAUAAUAAUGUCCUGCCGGUUUAGUGAUUACAUGAAUAUACAAGCAGUUUGUAGGUCAAUUAAAUAAUACAAUCAAUGAGUAAUUGCAGCGUCUUUUGUCCUGGUUAAGAUCACUUUGAUGUAAAGUAGAGCAAUCAGGAUUACACUGAUACAGGUUGGUAUUCAAUCUUGGCCGUUCUAAGAAUAAUGUUUUAUAAAGAACUAAUAAAGAACUGCCACAAACAGUGUCCUGUUCGAAUAAAUACAUCCAAUUGUGACUGUUGUCCGUGGAAUAGCCAGAGUGACAAGCAAACCAUUUCUGUAACAGAGGUUGCUGUUGGAAUGUUCUAAAGAUGAAUAUUUAAUGGCUGUGAGCACUUCAAAUGAAGUCACAUUUCCCUCCAUUGUUCGGAAACUUUUUUUAAUGACACAAAAUAAUAAAAACCGGUUUCAGUGUAGCUCUGUGUUACAUGAAGACUAAUACAGUGAACAUAUGACUGACAUUCAAACCUGUAUCAUGUGAUUUAUUGUCAAACUUUUUCUGUUCAAUUAAAAUCUGAGAAUAAAGAA